Oreochromis niloticus (Nile tilapia) is the source of this 2955-nucleotide messenger RNA. RefSeq lists its product as uncharacterized. The coding region runs from base 596 to 1597 and encodes 333 amino acids. The transcript is spliced from 5 exons. The record is from RefSeq and is a predicted model, not a curated record. Lineage: Eukaryota; Metazoa; Chordata; Actinopteri; Cichliformes; Cichlidae.
CGGUUGUUCAGUCAGACGUCACGGAUGACGUUGCAGGUAUUUCCGGGUCUAAGUGCUCCUCAAGAAACAACGAUGGCGGAGCCAGUGACUUUGUUCACGAUUACCUCCUUCUUUAGCGAAGUACCAAUUAGGGUUAAAAAGGGUCUUAAUUCCUUCAACUCUAGUAAAGUGGUCAGUGUAACCGUUCUCCCAGGCGGAAUUAUAAAGGGAAGUGUCCAGGCAUCCAUGAAAAAGAAGAUUUACAAUGUUGAGGUGAGCUAGGAGUAAGCUAGCUAGCCGACGAUUAAACAUGAGAUAUUCUGUAUUCUGAUGUAUUUCAUAAAGCACACACACGUACAGCAAUGCUAUAACAGUGGAAGUAAACGAAGAUGAAAAUCUACAUAACAUGGAGGUUUUGGAGAGUUAGUAAUGUUAGCCUAGUACCAGUUAUAUUAGCCUAGUUAACCUAGUACCAGUACACAGAGCAGCGCUGCAAGUGUUUGUUAGAAUGUUUAGGGUAAGCAUUAACUUUCUUUCAAUGUAGGUGCAUGUUGAGGGUCAGUCAGUCAGGUUCAGCUCCUGUGAGUGCCCGAUUGGCAAUGAUAAGUGCCAUCAUAUGGCGGCAUUGUUGAUUUGGGUGGAGAAGAAUGUGUCUCGCACUGACGUGGAAUGUGUGUGGAAGAGGGUAAAAUCAUGCAAAGCAGAAGAAAUUACUGCCAAGAGAGUGUCUGUGAUGACACCCUCAACAACACAAGCUGGAAUCGAAAGACCUGUCUCCCAGGAGGACAAGGAAUGGGCAGUGGCAUCCCUAUCGAAAUUGCAACGUUUUACUGGGAUGGGUUGGAUUUUGAGUCCUGAAUGCUCUCAGGCUAAACCAGCCAAGACAUUUGAUGAAGUGCUGAGGAACCUGGGAUUUCCCCAAGCAGAAGACAAGUCUCGUUAUCUCUUGGCAUCACUGGCUGUGUCUGACGAAGAGAAGAAACAGAUUGAGGAAGCAACAGUUGGGCAAACGAAGAAUGCAUUGUGGUCAGCAUAUCGCAAGAAGAGAAUCACAGCCAGCAACUUCGGUUUGGUCCUGAGUGCAGUCCAGCGGCGCUCAUACCCCCCUUCCUUAUUUAAGACUCUGCUUGGACAGUACAACCUGACAGAAGGAUCUAAAGCAUGUGAUUGGGGGAUCCUUCAUGAGCCAAAGGCCAAGCAGUUGUACACUGACUGUACUGGUGCAGCUAUCAAGGAGAGGGGACUGUUUUUAUCUAACAGUGGCCUGCUUGGUGGUUCUCCAGAUGGGACUGUCUCUAAUGAGUGCAUCAUUGAGGUGAAAUGCCCAUGGUCAGCCAGAGCCAAAACUGUAUUGGAGGCUGCAGAAAGUAAGGACUUUUUCCUACAGCUGGAUGAGGCAAGUGGUUCCCUGGUAUUAAAAAAGAAUCACAACUACUGGCAUCAGAUCCAGGGCAACCUCUAUCUCACAGGGGCGAAAAGCUGUCACUUUAUUGUUUGGACUCCAUGUGACUUUUUCAUCUUGCAUGUGGAUAGAGAACAAACUUGGGCUGUUAACAUUGAAGCGUUGGAAACGUUCUACCGGGAAGUUUUUUUACCCCAUAUUUUAUCGCAGCUUUGAAUUCAUAUCAGCAUGAGUAAUUUAUCAGUCCAAAUGUUUAUAGUUAAUUUUAAAACUAUUUGGAAAUUGUACAUUUUUUGUCAUUGUAACUUUGUAAAUAUAUUCAGAUAAAUUCUUAAAUUAUAUUAAUUUUUGAUUUGAAAAAAUAAAAUGUUUUGGACAAACUGUUCCUGAAAAUAAAGAGUAAUACAUGUAUCUGGUAUUCUUCAUUUUAAUUGAAAAUGCAUAGCAAGAAAACUAGGCAGUAAUCAGGAAGCUGGAAUGGAAUGAAAAAUGUAACAAGCCAUUGAUAAAAACAGAGUAAAACAUUAUACGAAUCACAAAUGAGACCAUUCUCAAUUUGAAACUAUGCAACUAAGUUGUUUUUAUGUUGUAACAUCCUGAGUAUACACACAAAACAAUCCAGAACACUUAGGAGUUAUAAAUAAUAAAAGUAAACUUAUUCAACAGUUGUGUUUUCUGGUCCACAAGUAGUUAGAAAAUGACACAAUCUACUUUUACCUCUGAACUCUCACAGGUAUAAUUUAUUCAAUUUCACGGAGAAUAGGUGUUUGUAAAUUUGUAAGACACACACAUGCUUUCAAGAUCUUAUUAAUAUUUUUUUUGAACUGAUAUGGGAUGUGAUGCAAAAUUGAGAAAACUUUCAGUCUUUGAAUGGAACGCUCUACAUGUAUUCUUGCACAGGAAAUCUUCCUGUUGUUGUUCACUUCCUCCUGUGUGAAUUGUCCGUUGGUGAGGAAGGACGGAAUGUUCAGUGAGACCCCUUCUGGUAGGAUGUCCCGAAUUGUGAAGCCCUUAUCUGCAAUGACCAUGUCACCUGGUUGUAGAUGUUGCAGUACUCCACAGUCAGCUGUUAUGGCCUUAUCUGAGGCACUUCCACCGUACAAGUUGCUUACAAAGGUUAUUACACCAUUAGGAGCCACACCAAUUAGAGCCUUUAGUGUGGUCCGUCCUUUGUACUGGCUGUACAAAUGACUUUGUGUGUCAAGUCUCUCUGUGUUACAAACAGAAACUUCCGUGCAGUCAAGCACAAUCCUGCAGUUAGCAAAUGGUUGGAAGCAAUCUGGCAGUGAUGUUUGAUUCUUGGCUCUCGAGGGAAUGUUGUUUUCCAGCAUGCCAACAUACAAAAUGUCAUACAGUGCACUAACAAUUGUUGUAAAAAUAUUAGUUACUGUGCCUCUGCUGCAGUUAAACCUUAUUGAAAGGUCUUCAUGACCAAAAUUAAGUUUGAGCUUCACCAGGGUUAGAAAUAACUGGUCAAUUAGGGGCAUCAUUUGGACAGUCCAAUCAGAAUGAUAUUUAAGAUCAAAUCUGGAAAGAAGCGCUUCUAAAAACAGGACAGAAGCAGCAUCGGGCAA